This is a messenger RNA of Adineta steineri, 1206 nucleotides long. NCBI's taxonomy places the organism in Eukaryota, Metazoa, Rotifera, Eurotatoria, Adinetida, Adinetidae. The record is from the annotation of a GenBank genome assembly.
AUGUCGCAUACUGAAUCAUCAUCGGAUCAACCAACGUCCGUUGUUGAUAAUUUACCUAGUUCUACUGCUUCGAAUCAAGAAGACCAAUCAUUACCAUCAAUAGAACCACAAUCAAAUGAUAAAUCUACGUCUAAUGUCGAAUCACAAGUGAUAAAAUCAAAUGCCGAAUGUGAUACGACUACACCUAAAGAUAAAGAUUUUCAUUUAAUUAAAUGGAUUGAAUUUAAUUUCGAACGAUUACCAAUUCUUCUACAAAAUUUAAAUGGUCCUUGUCCUCUUCUUGCUAUUUUCAAUAUUCUAUUACUUAGAAAACGAAUUAUCAUUAAUUCAAAUAUGGAUGCAAUAAGUACAGAACGAGUUAUAACAUUACUAGCUGAACAUAUUCUUGAACGUGAUCAACCGAAUUUAUCUGAUGAAGAUCGAGUGAAUUAUGAACAAAAUGUUCAAGAUGCACUUGCAGUACUUGAUAAACUUAAAACAGGAUUGGAUGUUAAUUUAAAAUUCGAUGGUGUAGAUAAAUUUGAAUAUACACGUGAAUGUAUUGUAUUUGAUUUACUUAAUAUUCAAUUAUUCCAUGGAUGGGUUGUUGAUCCACAAGAUAUUGAAUUACGAACAAUUGUAAUUACAGAUGCACCAAGUUAUAAUCAAGUUGUUGAAAAAAUGAUUCGACAACGUAACUCAGAAAGAGAAGAACAUGUUCGAGAAAGUUUAUUAAUUGAACAAUUUCUUGAUGAAAAUCGUUCUCAAUUAACACAUUAUGGUAUUCUUCAAUUGAAUCAAACAAUGCGUGAUAAUCAAUUAGCUGUUUUUUUUCGUAAUAAUCAUUUUAGUACAAUAUGGAAAAAUCAAAAUCAACUACUUGUACUUGUUUCUGAUCAAGGUUAUUUAGAUCAUAAAUCCAUUGUAUUUGAAACAUUAACUGAUGUUGAUAAUGAUAGUUUAUUUACUGAUGGUUAUGGACGAAUAUGGCGAAAACCCGAAUCAGUUGAUUCUUCUCGAGAUCGUGAUCUAGCUAUGGCUUUACAUAAUGAAGAAGAACGUUUAUAUAAUCAAGCUCAAUUGCAACAACAACAACAGCAACAACAGACUCAAGGAAAUGCUACUCAGUUACCUAAUUCACCUUCAAGACAUUCGAAGAAAUCUAAAAAUAAACAAAGAGGACCGUCUUAUGAUGAUCAUGAUAAAGAAUCUUGUAAUCUAUUUUAA